Phymastichus coffea is the source of this 2742-nucleotide messenger RNA. RefSeq names its product ankyrin-2-like. The record is from RefSeq and is a predicted model, not a curated record. Gene Ontology annotation, cellular component: nucleus. Lineage: Eukaryota; Metazoa; Arthropoda; Insecta; Hymenoptera; Eulophidae. The transcript has 3 exons. Gene Ontology annotation, biological process: positive regulation of transcription by RNA polymerase II. Bases 98 to 2251 code for a protein of 717 amino acids. Gene Ontology annotation, molecular function: transcription cis-regulatory region binding; protein binding.
GAAGAUUCUAAACGAGAACAAAAGAAUCCAGACAUUAUUUUUAUGAGGAUGAAAUUAUUAGUUCAAUAAAGAUGGAAAUUGAAUCAAUGACAAACGAAUGAAUUUUCCAAUUAUUGUAAGAAAUAAAUAUAAUUCAUUUGUCAAUGAAACUGCUAUAAGUGGUACAAGUAGAAGGAUUAUGGAAAUUGAAUGGUUGGAUUACAUAGCUUUGAACAAAGCUCUAGAGUGCAAACGAAAAAGUGUAGCCAUGCUUCUCUUAAAAAAUAAUUGUAGAGUAAAUUUAACUAGUACUCUAGCUAUACCAAGUAAUACACCAAUGCACAACGCUGUAUUAUUUGGUGAUAUUGAAUUGGUUACCUGUCUUCUGAGCAGAGAAGCUUCUAUUGUUGCUGUAAAUUAUGAAGGUGAUACUCCUCUACAUCUGGCUUUUAUGAAACAACAAGAUAAAAUAGUUGAUUUGAUUUUAUCUUUUAUUGAAAAAAACUCAAAUUAUAUCAAUCCCAAAAACAGUCAAGGCCUGACACAUCUACAUAUUGCAAGCACAAGACAAAAUGCUAAUCUAAUUAAAAAUUUCCUACAAGCUGGAUGUAAUAUUCAAGAUUCUAUCAGUGCAGAUUCACCACAGUGGGGAGGUUUCACAGCUUUACACUUUGCAAUGGAGUUUGGAUCUCUACAAUCAGCACGAAUACUUCAAAAAGCUAUGAGAGAAUCCAAAGUAAAUGGCAAUCAUGAAGCAGCAUUUCAAUCGGCUUAUCAAAAGGUCAAGAACUUAUCCAUAAUAGUUCAUAUUCUGUCUGCAGAAAAUCAUUUCUUGAACUUUGGUUAUUUUACUUAUCCAUCUUAUUUUCAUUUUGCCUGUAUGAGAAAUGAUCCUAAAACUGUGUUAAAGUUUAUUGAAAAUGGAGCUGAUGUUAACACACCAAUUAGUAGAAAUGCAGAGUUCUGUGGACUAUAUUCUCCUUUGCACUUUGCAGUUGAAAGUAACUGUAUAGAAAAUGUGAAACUCCUACUGGAACAUGGAGCUAUAGUUGAGAAUCAAAAUAACAAAGAUAUGACUCCCCUGCAUUUAGCAAUGUAUUACGAUAUUUACAACAAAGAGAGGUACACAAUUGUUGAUUAUUUGUAUGCUGCACUUGAGAAUAAGGAGAAAAACAUUGAGGAUGAUUAUGGAUUGUCUUAUCUGCAUAUAGCUUGUACUAGAAAUGAUGUUGAACUGGUAAAAAAACUCUUGGACAGUGGCCAGAAUGUAAACGAAACCAUACAGAGAAACCCUCACAAGUUUUCUAAUUAUACACCUCUUCACUUUGCUGUAUAUUAUCAAUGUUAUGAGACCGUCCAAUUGCUAAUCAAACGUGGUGCCAAUGUAAACUCCAUUGAUUAUGAUGAAUCUGGAUCACCCCUACACUUGGCAUGCGAAGUAGGUCAUGCUGAUAUAAUCGAUUCACUUCUGAAGAAUGGAGCGAAAGCACAUUUGAUUCGAACCAAAGGUCACAAAACUACUUUGCAUCUGCUGGUGGAGAGUUAUAUGGAUCGUCAGAAUGGACUUUCGAAUGAAAGUAGAAUGAAUUUGUUAGCUUUUGUGAAAAAACUUGUAAAACUUGGAGUAAAUGUAAAUGCCAGAGAUCAAUUCGACUAUACAGCAUUACACAUAGCAUGUUGGAAGCUUGUUGAUGGUUCUCAAUGUGUAAAAAAACUUUUGGAAGUUGGAGCUAAUAUUAAUUUUGUGAACAUGGAUGGACAAACUCCACUUGAAAUGACAUACUUUGAGAGUUACUGCGGUAAUGCAGAAGAUUACAUGACGCUGUAUCACCACGUCCAAAAACUCAAAGUUUUAGGAUAUAAAGUCAAUCCUAAGAAUGAAGCCUUUUGUGAUGUGGUGCUUAGAGAGAAAGAUAUUUGGGAUCCGGAACACAAAGAUUUUAAAAACAAGAAGAUUGCAAAAAAAGAAGAACAAAGACUAGACGAAAUUCACAAAUUACGAAAUGUCAGGCUUUAUCAUUAUAAGUUCACAUUAUAUGAUCUCCUAGUGGCAGAUGGGAAAAAUAUUACAAUUUUCGCUCAUGACUCAGUUGUUAAGAAGAUUAUGGCAAAAAAAGGAUUGAAAAAAGAGUAUCCGGUUUUUGCUCAUUUUUUGAGAUACAAAUAUGAUAAGGCUGUUAAGAGAUUGCAAAAUUGGAAUUCUAAGCGAUCGGUAAAUCGAAUCAAUACAAUGAGAGGCCGUGUUUAUCAUAGAUUUGUAAAAUCGUGUUAAGCAUGAUUUCAAAGGGUUUUUUCGUUUCAAUUUUCGAUUAUUCGGUGGAAAUUAUAAUUUACAAUUUAAUGUAUCAAGUAUAAUUUGUUAAAACAUUUACAAUUAAGGAAGUUCUGUACUUGAAAUAUCCUUGAAAAUUCGUUCUAUAUUUACAAUUAUUAUAUUUAUUUACUAAGUUAAAUAUUGUAUGCAUGAGGGAUAUUCAAAGCAUACGAUGUAAACACUACUGAAAUCCUAUUGUGACAGUUUAGAUAUUCUUUGCAGUUACUUUUAAUUUCUUAUUUGAUGCUAUUUUAUGGAAGUAUUCAUCGCGAAUAUCAUCGUAAACGUAGUGUAAAAGUAUAGAAGCAAGUUUCAUUGCAGUAGCAUCAAUAAUAUAUUACAUAUUUUAUUCUUAAGUUUUUAUUGAAUAGAAAAAAAUUGAAUUUCUAUUAAUGUUUUAUUUUAUAUUCUCUAAAGAUUAAUGUUAUAUAAAAUAUAAUAAAUUAAAA